CCAUUGGACACUGUUUGUUACUGCGGGUUGUUUGGUUCUCGUUAACCUGAUUGGCUUGUUGCGUAUGGGUUUGUCCCUUAGGAGAUGACCUCAUCAAUGAUGUCAUCCCGUCUAGUGGAAACUGUUAUGAUUAAUGUGGACGACUUCGCAGAUAAUUUUUUGACGUGUGGUACGUGUUUCAGUGGUUAUAAUUCAAGUGAACGUGCUGCCAAAUUAUUACCUUGUUCACACACAAUAUGCCGUUCGUGUUUAGAUCGAAUCCUUACAAAUGAAACUCAGUCAGAGACAUUUCGUUGUCCAAUUUGCCGGGAGAAUAUUGCUAUUCCAUCAGGUGGUGCAGCCUCAUUUCCUCCGGCUUUUAUAGUAAAUCAGUUAUUAGACCUACUUGCUACCCAUCGUCGAGAUGUUGUACCUAAAUGUUGUAUACAUCCAUCACAAGAACUAUUAUUUUGUGAGACUUGUGAUAUGGUAUUUUGCAGUGAAUGCCGAGGUCGUAAUCAUGCUGUUCAAAAUCAUGUGAAUGACUCAUCAUGUUUGCCAGUGAACAAUGGAAAUCAAGAUAUUACUACACAAGUAGAAAGUUCAUCGUCGAAUACUGGCCUAAAUCAUAAUGUGAUCACAUUCAACGUUGCACUAAAACGUUGUUCAGAAAUUAUGCUCUAUAAAAUGCAUUUAUGUACUCAAGAGUUAAAUUGUGCUCAAGAAGCCGUAACAAGUGAACUAGAACGUUUAACAAAUAAUACUAGUUCAUGUGUUGAAUCUAUUAACUCACGUUUUUCUGAGAUAUUGGCACUCGUUGAACAUCGUCAAGGAGAAUUAUUAGACUGUGUGAAACGACUUGGAGAAGAAAAACGACGUGCCUUAACAGAUCAACUUUCUUUAAUUGAAACAGAAAGAGACUUAAUUCGUACAGAAUGUGAUCGUUUAAAGGGCGUUAUGGAUGUGCGAAGUAUUACAAAAACAAUAAGUUACCUGAAUGAUAAAUUGGACUCGAUUAGUGGUUUAACUGAACCUCGUGAAAAUGCCUUCCUUUGUUAUCAAGACUGUGUCGGUCCAUACAAUCAACAUAAUCAUAUAAACAUGUGUUGUACUGCCUCGAAACGCACCAUAUGUUCAUCAUCCCCAUCAGUUACAAAUUAUAAUGAAUCAGACUCACCAUCCUCUUCAUCUUAUCAUCGUAAUCAUCAUCAAAGAUCGAAUGUGUCUUCUUCAACAACUCUUCAGUCUUCUCCUCAUCAAGUUAGCCUUCCUGAUAUUGCUCGUUGUCUUGCUGGCUUUGGUCGUUUAGUUGUUAGUACAACUUACCCUGCAUUAUGUACUGCUCGUUUACCAAAUGAAAUGUUUACCCAUCUGUAUACUAAAUGCACUAUUCAAGCAGUUGACUAUCAUGGUCGUCCUCAAUCAAACAGUGGAACAGAUCCCAUUGAAGUUGCUUUUACAGAACCACGAGGUCACUUAGUCCCAACUGAUAUAUUAGACAUUGGAAAUGGUUGCUACGAGGUUAGCAUGAUUACCCCAUUUUCAGGUCUUCAUAAAUUAUCUGUAAAAAUUCUCAAUAGACCAAUUCGUGGUUCACCUUUCAGUGUUCAUGUAAAACCAACACAAAAACGUAUUUGGUCUUUAAAAGAAGGCUCCGACGGUCGAGGAUUGAUUCAACCGUUCGCUGUAGCUUUUGGACCUUAUCCUGUUCGUCCUUCUGAAGCCUCAUCAAAUGCUACACAAAAUGAUUGUUCAAUAACUCGUGAUUUCAUUUACGUUUUGGAUACAGGCAAUAGCCGUCUGUUAGUACUAAAUCCUGCAGAUGGUUCACUUCAUACCACUGUGACCGGUGAACCAUUAUCUGGUCAAGCUGCAACUGGUAUGGUGUGGUCACCUCAGGGUUUAUGGAUUGUAAAUUGGCGGGCUAAGCAACUGUUCCUGUUAGACCCAGCUACUGAACAGGUACUUUCAUCCGUGUCAAGUCCUUUGUUCAAGGAGCCAACUAGUAUCGCCAGAUGUCCCUUAACUAGUCGUUUAUUUAUUGCUGAUAAUGGAGCUGGUUGCGUUUUUGUUUGUGACCCUGAAACCUGCUCUGUGGAUGUGUUUAUUGGGACAAAUACUACAUCCGUUUAUGCGGAUAGUGAUGCAAGCACUCCAACUAGACACAGUACUUUAAUUCGAACCGAAGCUAGUUCUCAUUUGCCUCAACCUAAAGUUUGCAAAUUAAUCACAGGAUUGUGUGUAGCUGACUCUGGAGAAUUGAUUUUGUCUACAGGAACGUGUAUUCGAAUAUUUUCAUCAGAUGGACAUUUUCUUUCUGAUCUGUUACCUCCAAAUCAACCAGGUGAUGAUCAUUUGCGUGUUCGUAUCUCAACAUUACCGUCAAGAACUUCGUUGGAUACUUCUUAUUUUAAUGUUUUGAAUAAUUCAUAUGACAAUCCAAAUUCGGAAUAUAUGAAUGCUGGUCGUUUAAGUUUAUCUGAAAUCCGCCAUUCAAGUGGUCCUUCAAAGUCACGGAUUCCUCCAUCACGUGGUCAAUUCGGCGGUGUGUCAUUCAGUACUGCACCAACUGGGUCUGCUAAUAUUCAAACCGAUAAACUAGGAAAAUGUAUCCUAGCAACUUAUUCAGAUAGACAACGUUCUGGUGUUGUCGUUUGGCCGGAAACAUUGUGGACUUCCAGUUGUCGACAAUGCGUUCACGAAGCAGAUGACAAUACAGUAUCUUCUAGCAUAAUUACUAACAGUAAUAAUAAUGACACUGUGUGUAAUACCACUAACUCUCCCACUACCACUAAUGUUCCUAGUAGUAGUGGUAACAAUAACAACCGUUUCUCUGUAGUAGAUCCAUGCUUUCAAACACAUACUUGUGCAAUUUUUUGUCCUUUAAAUAGAAGUAGAUACCUUUUUAAACCAUACUUAAUUGAAGUUGAUCCGUCAUUUCGACGAUUGGCUGGUUUAGUUACCUUAUCAAAUUGUAGAGAUGUUAUUGUUGUUGAUCAAGGUGCUCAAAAUAUUUCGAGAAUUCACUAUGCAUGAAGUUGAUUUCAUUAUUCAAUUUUUCUGCAUUUUUUUCCAUGAUGAGUUAAUCCGCACAAUAUGUGAUAAACAUAUUUUUUCUCUGAAAAUAAUUUUCCGUUCAUUUUAUUCAUAUCAUUUAUAUGAAUAUAAACACAGCUGAUAUCCACUUUUUUAAAAUACAUCUAUUAGCUCGAUUCAAAUGUCCUUUCAGUUUUACUCCACUUUUCUAAUUGGAUAGUUAUAAUUAAUUCAUCGAUAAUGUCACAUAUUAUCACAUUAUUAUUAUUAUCAUUAUUACCAUGAUUACUAUUAUUACUCAUGGAUAUUUUAUGCAUAUUUUUUUAUGAGAAGCGUUUAUUUUCUAAAAGAAUCAAUUCUAUUCUGUUAUCACUGUAGUUUCCAUAGGUAUAUAUACACAUGCGGUUUUACGUAUAUGUAAUGUACAUUUACAUGUAGGAUAAUAAGUAUUUCUCUACUAUACUGUUUUCUCAUAUCUUACACAUGUUAAUAAUUAUAACUGUUAUUGUUUCACUAUACAACUGUAGUUCCCCAUCAUUCUUAGACUACUAUUUUCUUCCUUCAUGUUUUAUAUAUAACUGCGUUUAUUGUGUAUAUGUUGUUGGUCCUUUCUUGUUUCUGUUGUUGGAAUGUUGUUUCUCUCUGUUCUUUUCUUUAAUAGAUAACAAUAAAUCCAGUAUUGUCAAAAGUUGUUGACAAUGUCUUUUCAUCAUCCUCAUUAUAACAAUAAUGUUUUUUUCCGUGUUUUUCCUGUUCUAGAGUUUUCUUUAAAUUUAUUUACACUAUACAAUUCGUCAUUUUCAUAGUUGUGUUCCCUUUUGUGUGUGCAGUACCCCAAGUUAUUCAUCUUUUAGUCGAUAAUAGUGAUAAAUCAUUUGUAAUUAGUUCAUCUAAACUUACUUAUUUGUAACUUAAUAAGACUUCGUUUUUCAUUCGUUACUUGGCGCGCAUAUAUAUAUAACUCUCUUGUUCUCCUGCUGGUAUAACCUAAAUAAGUAUGGGUAUGAAGAUCAUUUAGCCUUGCGUCACAUUUUUAUAGUGCGUGUUGGGUAAUAUAAAUGAAGAGAUCUUUGAAUUCGCAUUCAUCUACUGUCAACUGUCCUCUCGUGAUUGUUAUUAUUUUCGUUGUUGAGGUUUGAAUUUUUGUCAACUGGUAUUUCAUUAUCGUUGGAAUUUAUCUAUGUUAUGUUGUAGUAUUUAAAUUAUGUAUUUGUGUUUCCUUUCUUUUUUUUAAUUUCUGUUUUUUUUUCUAUCCAACCUCACUAUAUUAUUUAAGUAAAGAAACACAAAUAUUAGUUUUUAGAAUCGUUAUUGUUACUAUUAUUAUCGUCGCCAUAAAUAUUCACAGGAAUAUAUUCUUCAUUAUUAUUACUCCUAUCAGUAUCUUCGUUACUUAUACAACUAUUAUUCUUAUUACUACUAUUAUAACCAUAAAGAUGGAAUUCACUUUAAAUGUGAUUCGUCGUUUCUUGUUUUCAUUGUAUGCCUAUUUGGGAGGGAAAAUUUACAGUUGAUAAAGAAAGGACCAUAAUAUGACCAACAUAAAUAACAUGCAUAUAUCUUAGCAUUUAUAAUAAACAGAUAUUUAUUACUCUUAUAUUAUUUAGUAAAUUCAUCUCUACUGUACGCAAGGGAAUCGUACGAGUAAAAUCUAGUCGAGAAGUUUUGAGAAAUAUUAGGAAAACGGAUAUGUGUGCAAUAUUUUCUAAUAAGAAAUAUUGUAUAUAAUAUGUGGAAUAAAAUGAGUCUGGAUUCAAUAUCUACAGAGUACAAAUCUAGGAUUGUCUGUCGAUUGAAUGUGUCAAAAGUUGAAAUCGGUAUUUCUGGUUGCCGAUAGAUAAUGCAGAAACUUUUCCGUAUUAGAUUUCAAUUUUAUGCUAUUACAUCGUGGUGGUGUUAGAUCAAUCAGUUGAAAUUAUAAAACGUUGAUAAAUAAUAAUUUUAUACAUGUU
Messenger RNA from Schistosoma guineensis, 4967 nucleotides. Lineage: Eukaryota; Metazoa; Platyhelminthes; Trematoda; Strigeidida; Schistosomatidae. The record is from the annotation of a GenBank genome assembly.